Molecule: messenger RNA, 2493 nt
Organism: Lepisosteus oculatus (spotted gar)
Lineage: Eukaryota; Metazoa; Chordata; Actinopteri; Semionotiformes; Lepisosteidae
Product: lipid droplet assembly factor 1-A
Source: RefSeq, a predicted model, not a curated record
AAAAGGAUCUGCCUUGGUCUCCUGUUUAAAUUAUGCGGUAGCUCUAGUUUCAGGGAGGCGGAAACUAUGACGUUUAGACACAAAAUAGACAUUUAAAGCGGAUACAUGGGAGGUGUGUAGGUCUUAAUUGCAGCAGAAAUACGGUGGGAAACGGGAGGAAAUAGGGUUUAUGUUAAAGUCGGGGUAAUCCAGAAAGUUGGGGAAAUCCUUUUCUCAGCAGGCAGCUGUGUCUUUCUCCUGCAGCAGAUAACUCUAACAGAUAAAUGUGGCCAAGCCAGGGCGUUUCACUACCGAAGGAGAUGCAGCUGCUACAGAACCGUUUUAGUGCCAUUUUGUACACCCUGAACAGCAACCCCAAGGUGGCACAGUUCAUGGAGACCCCUGUGGGCCGGUAUCUGGACGGCCACCCUUUCUUCGUCCUGGUGCUGCUGGUGUUUGGUGCCAUGGCGACGGUGCCCAUUGGCCUCUUCAUGACAUUUGCCAUCACCACCUUCAUUACCGCGUCCAUCGGCUUCGUCUUCUUGGAAGGGUUCCUGCUGUCUCUCGGGGGAAUUGCACUGCUGUGUGUCCUCUGUGGCCUGGCUAUCAUUGCCUUUGCUGUGUCUGCCAUCCUCGGUGCCUUCUACAUCACUGCCACCAAUGUGCUCAACUACUACUACAGCCAACGCUCUUCCCCCACGAAGCAGGACCCUGCGGGCAGUCCCUCAAGGCCAGACCCGGACUCCUCACCCGUAAGCCCCGAGCCCCAGAAACCGAAGGGGCAGUAGACCAGCGAAGGAGAGCGGAACCACCAAGCCUGCUACCCCAACACCGGCCCACGCCCGGUCUCCGGCCCCGUCCUCCAUGCGCCCGCGGAGUCCGCCCCCAAAACGUUCCAGCUCGCAGCUCUCGCACUUUCCCUUCCCCUUCCAGCUCUGAGAAAAUGAGACUAAUACUGUCCUAGCGUCUCGCUUAUAACCUGGUUGGAGUGAGCCCAAGUAGGAGUGGUAUUCCCUGUGAGGACAAAUGGAAAAACGAGCUCCAGUAGCGGGAAAGGGAGUCUUACCCCUGCGCGCCGCGGGAGACAUGGACGAGCAUGUUGUUGAAAGCUCUGUAGUAUGUUUCUGGAGAUGUUGUUUUUUUUUUCCCUCCUUUCAUAGGCAGUCUUUAUUUAUCAGAGCAACUGACUUUCUAUUUUAUUUGUAAUCUACUGCAAGGAAGUGCCCCUGUUUCUUGGGUUGCUCUAUGUUAUUUACACUUACGCAAGCAUAGUACUUAAUGUUCAUUUACCCAUUAGUACACAUGAUUUCACAUUAGAAGUGGAAAUAAUUUCACUUCCAGUUUUAAUUGAAUGUUUUGUCCUUGACGAAAUGGUACUAAUGCAGAUCUAACAUCAUUAAUCAACAGCACUUUAUAACUCUCUAAAAUGAAAACUUCUAUAUUGUUACUGCUGAAUCAGUAUUUUUGUACGGUUUUUAUUCACCAGCAUACUAUGAGUAUAAAUUGAGAAAAUAUUAUUGUAACUCUCCAGUGACUGUGGGGGAAAAAAUAUAUUUCACAUUUAAUGAAGUGAACAUUUGUCAUGCACAAACCUAGUAUUCAUCACUACACGCAUAGAAUGAAAUGCCUCUUUUUAACUCCUGCACAGCAAGACUAUAAUGUACGUGUUCACCUAAAAAAAAACUGCUCUUGCCUUCAAGGAUACUCUUAAUUGUUUAUCGCAGUAUUCCAACUACUUCAGUACACAUAAGGCGAGGUUUUUCUCAACUUGCUAAUUAAGAAUUUGCUCCCUUAUUCCUGACUAAACUGCUUUUUAAUAGGUGGUCAUUUGCUGAUGAAGAAACACAGGUGGGAAGGAUACUGAAUCAAAUAUUUCCCAGAGCGCAUCAGUGCAUUUUGUUAAGGUAUCUUUUACUUUUACUUAAGUCCAUUUUGUUAAGGUAUCUGUUCGCGAGGUGUGCUGUCAGCUUGCAUACCUGAAUGAGGGCAGUCCUGCAGCUCCCUAAUUACCACUAGGCUACUUUUUCUCUUUAACCUCUCUCCUAUCUAAAUAAAAGAAAGCAAUCUUGCACAAUCACAGUUUUCUCUUUUUGUGCGAACUGAACAUAUAUAUUUACAUGUAGUACGAGUGUGGCUCUGUCACAGACUUCAUUUUGUUUCCAUUGCAAAUUGUUUCCACUCUUUUUUUUUACAAAGGGUGAAAGCUAAUUUAAAAAAAGGUCCCCCAGUAAAAAAUUGAUAUAAAUAAGAGCCAAACUUACACAAAAACUAGAAGAAAGAGGUUUACUGCAGCACUUAAAUCAACGAUUCUGGAGUAAAUACCAGAUUACAUAUUCUGCAGAAAACUAGUAGUUUUUAUGUUGGAAAACAGACUGCCCCUGCAGAGUUUAAUACAUCCCUACUUGUGUCAGAAAGCCCCUUGAUCUCUAGAGAUGCUCAGAGAGAAAUUUGUUUCCAAAUGCCAGCUGUAAUAAUACAACUAAAAAUAAAACAUUAUUCGCGUUUUCAAUUGUU